Molecule: messenger RNA, 1145 nt
Organism: Spea bombifrons (plains spadefoot toad)
Lineage: Eukaryota; Metazoa; Chordata; Amphibia; Anura; Pelobatidae
Gene: ELMOD2
Product: ELMO domain containing 2
Exons: 9
Coding region: 129-1007 (292 amino acids)
Cellular component (GO): membrane
Molecular function (GO): GTPase activator activity
Source: RefSeq, a predicted model, not a curated record
GGACCGCCUGACGUGGAUGCGCUGUUGCUGACAGCCGCCGUCUCACAUACCCGAGUGUCUUAGUGUUAUAUGUUUUACUUCGCCACCUCCGUGCAAUAACGUACCUAGCCGGUCCUCUUUAGAGCAGGAUGCUUUUGCACAUCUGGCAGUAUCUCUACAGCAACUAUUUUCGAUUUUGGCUCAAAUGGUUUAUCAGGCAGAUCAGUGGAAAAUGUGAGCUGCAGCGAAUCUGUGCUGGAUCUGAAGAUGGUGCCCGCAGAACACACAGAAUAGAAUACUCACUCGAGCACUCAAAAAGCAAGGUUCUGCAGUGUGCAAUAAGCGUUUUUGAGGAUGAAGUCGACAAGUAUGUAGCUGACAUAGUAAAAGAAAAGAAGGUCAAUGUAGAAAAAGAACAAAGGUUUCAGAUAAGCCUGAGGAUAUGCUUAUUACAGAUCUCUGGUUAUAAGAAGCUUUAUUUGGAUGUGGAGGAUCUGCGAAAGCAAUCGUUCAAUUCUGACAACACACAGCAUGAGCAGCUGCUUCUAGAACUUUGGGACUUGCUGAUGCCACAUGAGAAGCUCAAGUCUAGAAUCACUAAACAGUGGGGUGACAUUGGCUUUCAAGGAGAUGAUCCUAAGACUGAUUUUAGGGGCAUGGGCAUGCUGGGAUUGGCAAAUUUACUAUACUUCAGUCAACAUUACACAGAAGAAGCACGUCUAAUCCUGUCUCAUUCUAAUCAUCCAAAAAUCGGGUACUCCUAUGCUAUAGUUGGAAUCAAUCUGACAGAAAUGGCCUAUAGUUUACUGAAAAGUGGGGCUCUGAAGUCACAUUUCUAUAAUACGGUUCCUGGGAUCCCUAGAAUAAAAUGCUUCCACCAGUUCUAUUGCUACCUGGUAUAUGAAUUUGACAAGUUCUGGUUUAAGGAAGAGCCAGAAAGUAUAAUGUUUUUCAACCAAUACAGAGAGAAAUUUCAUGACCAGAUAAAGCUUCAGCUCAGUGAUCCUGAUGUUGUGCUGACCCUUUAAUGACUUCUUGCCUUUCCAUUCCUCAAAACAAGAAAUUUUAACUAAUAUUUUGUUAGUAUUCCUGUUUAUUUUACAAAAGCUAAUGGACAAUCCAGCCUAGAUGUUAUGUGGAGAAAGCACCCAAUCCAACCCAGAUAA